CCCCACCCUCCUUCCUCCUCCGGGAGCCGCCCCCUCCCUCCCCGCCCCCAGCAGCCGCCUGAGGGAGAAGAGUCCACGCUACUCUGGGAGACGGAGUGCGUCGGUGGAGCGAGCGCGGCGGGCGGGACAUUCUGGCAGCUCUGGAUCAUGGCAACCAUAGAAGAACUUGCUCAUCAAAUUAUUGAACAGCAAAUGGGAGAGAUUGUUACAGACCAGCAGACUGGCCAGAAAAUUCAGAUUGUGACAGCCCUGGGUCAGAGCACGCCAGGCAAGCAGUUCAUCCUAACCAAUCAUGAUGGCGCCACACCAAGCAAAGUAAUUCUCGCCAGGCAAGACUCCACUCCAGGAAAAGUGUUCCUCACAGCUCCAGAUGCUGCAGGUGUCAACCAGCUGUACUUUGCAACUCCUGAUCUGUCUGCACAGCAUAUCCAGAUUUUAACAGAUCAUUCUUCUUCAGACCAGACACCAAAUAAAGUUUUCGAUCUGUGUGUAGUGUGUGGAGAUAAAGCAUCAGGUCGUCAUUAUGGAGCAGUAACCUGUGAAGGCUGCAAGGGAUUUUUUAAAAGAAGUAUACGAAAAAACUUAGUCUAUUCGUGUCGAGGAUCAAAAGACUGUAUUAUCAACAAACACCACCGAAACCGUUGUCAAUACUGCAGAUUACAGAGAUGCAUUGCAUUUGGAAUGAAACAAGAUUCUGUACAGUGUGAAAGGAAACCUAUUGAAGUAUCAAGAGAAAAAUCUUCCAAUUGUGCAGCUUCAACAGAAAAAAUUUACAUCCGAAAAGAUAUCCGAAGUCCAUUGGCUGCAACUCCAACUUUUGUAACAGAUAAUGAAACAACCAGGUCUGCGGGGCUGCUGGAUUCUGGAAUGUUUGUGAAUAUUCAUCAGUCUGGAAUCAAAUCAGAGUCAGCCAUGCUGAUGACCCCUGAUAAGGUUGAAUCGUGUCAGGGAGAUUUAAGUACUUUGGCCAGUGUGGUAACAUCAUUAGCAAAUCUUGGCAAAACAAAGGACAUUUCACAAAGUAGCCCUGAGCUCUCAAUGAUUGAAAGCUUAAGUAAUGGAGACACAUCGUUAUCAGACAUUCAGCAUGAGAUGCAGAGCAGCAGCGACGUGACAAGGGCAUUUGACACCCUUGCAAAAGCACUAAACCCAGGGGAGAGUGCAGCAUGUCAGAGUUCAGUAGAGAGCAUGGAAGCAAGCGUACACCUGAUGGCUGGAGAGGCAAGCAUGAAUAUCGUCGAAAUAGAGGGACCACUUCUCAGCGAUGCACAUGUAGCUUUCAGGCUUACCAUGCCUUCUCCUAUGCCGGAAUACCUGAAUGUUCACUACAUCGGUGAGUCUGCUUCCAGACUACUCUUCUUGUCCAUGCACUGGGCACUUUCCAUUCCAUCCUUCCAGGCUCUGGGUCAAGAAAACAGCAUCUCAUUAGUGAAAGCAUAUUGGAAUGAACUUUUUACCCUUGGUCUUGCCCAGUGCUCCCAAGUAAUGAACGUGGCCAUGAUAUUAGCAGCAUUUGUUAAUCGUCUUCACAAUAGCCUUCAGCAAGAUAAACUGUCAACAGAGAGAGGAAAAGUCAUGAUGGAGCACAUCUUUAAGCUCCAAGAGUUCUGUAACAGUAUGGUCAAACUCUGCCUGGAUGGGUAUGAGUAUGCCUAUCUAAAAGCCAUAGUGCUCUUUAGUCCAGAUCAUCCAGGCCUAGAAAACAUGGGACAGAUUGAGAAAUUUCAAGAAAAAGCUUACAUGGAAUUUCAAGAUUACUUAACAAAAACAUACCCAGAUGAUACCUACAGGUUAUCCAAGCUACUUCUUAGAUUACCUGCACUAAGGCUGAUGAGUGCUACUAUUACAGAAGAAUUAUUUUUUAAAGGUCUCAUUGGCAAUGUGCGAAUUGACAGCGUUAUCCCAUACAUUUUUAAGAUGGAGACUGCAGAUUAUAACUCUCAGAUAAUUGGUCACGGCAUUUGAAAGCUUGAUGUAGUGGUGCUGUAGACAUAAACUCAUUUCUUCAAAACAUAAGAAACCACACUAUAUCUGAUCCUUCCACCGUAUCUGGACAGUUCAUUUUUAAUAUCUGACUGAAAUCCAAAAUGGUUUCUUUUUCACACAACCUUCAAGAAUUUGUAAGUGACAACUCAGCACGACAAGGAAUAAACAUCAUCUUUUUUCCUAGUCUCGUAUUUAAGUGGAUGAGGAGUCUUCAGAAUUCAGCCUUGGCAAAGAGUCAUCAGGAGCACCACAGACCUGUGUGAGCUAAGAUGUCUCUGCACAUUUCAUGUUGGAAAAAUAAUAAUAAAUUCAUUUUCCUUUCA
This is a messenger RNA of Sarcophilus harrisii (Tasmanian devil), 2309 nucleotides long. It is a transcript of the gene NR2C1, whose product is annotated as nuclear receptor subfamily 2 group C member 1. Lineage: Eukaryota; Metazoa; Chordata; Mammalia; Dasyuromorphia; Dasyuridae. Gene Ontology annotation, molecular function: zinc ion binding; RNA polymerase II cis-regulatory region sequence-specific DNA binding; nuclear receptor activity. Gene Ontology annotation, biological process: anatomical structure development; negative regulation of transcription by RNA polymerase II; cell differentiation. The record is from RefSeq and is a predicted model, not a curated record. The transcript has 14 exons. The coding region runs from base 148 to 1965 and encodes 605 amino acids.